AUGUCCGGAAAGGCUGCUCUAAAGGCUGUCAAGUCAGCAUUGGACAGCAAAGACUUCGAGCUUGCAGCUUCCAAGGCAAAGGAUUUGAUCGAUCGGGAUUCCACGAACUAUCAUGCACAUGUUUUUCUAGGGCUUGCACAAGACAAACUCGGCAAGACCGAAGAAGCAGAGUCAUCGUAUCUCGCCGCAUCUCGCAUCAAGGACACGGACAAGACAGCAUGGCAGGGACUGAUAACCUUGUACGAAAAACAAGGGUCCAACAAGCUUGAUGCUUAUCGUGAUGUUACCGUGAAGCUAGGGCAAAUACUAGCAGAGAAUGAUGAGCGCGAUCGGUGUGUCGACGUCGUGGACAAAUUCGUGAAAUUUACCAGAAAAAACGGAAAUCGCGCGCAACAAAAGCAAGCUCUGCAUAUACAACUCCCAACAUGCCCUCUGUAUCCUUCACUCGAAGGAAGGAUCCCUCAUCCCGCAGAUACAUACUCAAGAUUAAUAGAGCUUACCGAGGCCGAGGAAAAAGAGUUCAUCAAUCGUGAAAUCGGCGAAAGACGUACCCGUCUCGGCGCAAGAAUCGACCAGGUCACUUCGGAAGUCAAGCGAGAGGCUCUUACCAAUCCAGAACUCGAACAAUACUACAAAGGUCUCAUCGACUGGACUGGCAAUGAUGAGAUUAGACAUCAAACUGAGGAGCGGCUUCUACAACGAGCGUAUGACUUGCUGCUAGUCCUGCCACAAGAACAAAAAUCUGGAAAACGUGAGGAGCUGAUUCGCCUAGCGCGGGAUAUGGUCAUAAUCAAGCACCCGUUUCUUCUCGCUUGGACGAUUGAGCUUGAAUGGAAAGAUGUUGAAGAUUUCUCGGAGUGGGAUCCUAUCCUUCUUCGCGAUUUCACGGAGUUUUUCCCAGAAAAUGGUCUCAGCAAGGUCAUACAAGGAUUUUUGAAGGGCGAUCUAUCACCUUUCCCCACGGAAACAGAGUUACAAGAAUCAGCUCAAGCUGAAUUAAGCGAUGAGAAAGCAGAGGUCGCGGAAGUUGCAGAGCUAGCAGUCGAAGACAGGUUGAUUUUGAUGUCCAGUGGCCUUGAACAAUCUUCAGACUCGAUAAUAUCCCAUCGGAUUAUGGCUCAACUUUACUUGAACUUGGAGGAGUAUGCAAGCGCAGUCGAGGUUGCGCGCAAGGGCAUUUCGAUCAUCAAGAAUAUCACCAAGAACACGGGUCUAGGCCUUGGACAUACUACCGACUACGUCAAUACUACUUUAGCGACUGCAUUAAUCUCGUAUCAGUCACCUCGCAAUCACCCCGAGGCAAAGAGCAUAUUCGAAAGUAUCUUGAAAAGAAAACCCAAGAAUACAAAAUGUUUGUUGGGAAUUGGAUUGAUCUUAGAGGAAGAUCACGAUUAUGAAGAAGCCUUCAACUUCUUGCGACGGGCCCGAGAACGUGACCCAUCUAACGUCAAGAUUCGGUCAGAGCUGGCUUGGUGUACAGCACUCAACGGAGACCUUGAAAGUGGAUUGGAGAUGUUGCAAGAUGUGCUUGCUGAAAUUGGAGAUGAUGAAACGCAGACUCGAGAGUUCAAAGCUGAGAUUCUUUAUCGUAUUGGACAUUGUCAAUGGGAGUUAGAUCCAUCUGCUGCUGCUCGAAAGGAUCGCAGUGGAGCAUAUGCUAGCUUCUUGGCCUCGAUCCAAGCCGAUCUGAACUAUGCACCGGCUUAUACUAGGCUGGGAAUAUACUAUGCCGACUACAAAAAAGACAAAUCCCGAGCGAAACGAUGCUUCCAUAAGGCAUUCGAGCUGUCUUCAUCCGAGAUUGAAGCGGCUGAAAGACUAGCAAAAGCGUUUGCCAAUAAACAAGAAUGGGAUCUUGUUGAAGCAGUAGCCCAACGUGUGGUCGAUUCUGGCAAGGCAAAACCUGCCCCAGGAUCUAAGCGUAAGGGUCACAGCUGGCCUUAUGCGGCGCUAGGUGUUGUGCAACUGAACAAACAGCAGUACACAAAAAGCAUUGUAUCCUACCAGGCAGCUUUGCGAAUUUCUCCAGGCGACUAUCACUCAUGGGUUGGACUUGGAGAGAGCUAUCAUAAUUCGGGCAGGUACAUUGCUGCUACGAAAGCUUUCGAGCAUGCUGAGGCAUUGGAGGCAACUCUUUCUAAGAGUGAGAGUAACAAUAUCUGGUUCUCGAAAUAUAUGCUAGCUAAUGUUAAGAGAGAAUUGGGAGAGUACGAUGAUGCGAUUGCCAGAUAUGAGGAUGUACUAACCAUUCGCCCCAACGAGUUCGGAGUGAUGAUCGCCCUUCUCCAGACUCUAACAGAAAGCUCAUGGAAAAAUCUUGAUACUGGACUGUUCAACGACGCAGCAAAGUCGGCGCAUAGGGCUUUGGAAAUAGCUAUCGUGAUGGCGAAAGAGACACCAAAUGUUUUCAAUCUAUGGAAAGCAGCAGGUGACGCGUGUGCCAUCUUCUCCUACAUCAAGGCUAAAUCAGGACAUCUCCACCCUUCAGAACUACAGUCCCUUUUGAGUAUCGAUGCGCUAGAUGGUGUGUACAAUAUACUAGCCGAUACAGAUGACGUGGGUAGCAAUCAUGUGAUCUUCAAUGCCUCCGAGGAAGGUCUAUCUUCAUCUUCAGACCUCUGCAUAUAUGCGUCCAUCCUAGCAUACAAGCGAGCGGUGUAUGUGUCCGCAAACGACAGACAUGGCCAAGCAGUCUCUUGGUACAACCUCGGAUGGGCCGAAUACAGAGCUUACAGAUGUAUUGAAGGUGAACCUAACACAAAGAAGGAGAAGCGGCAUACAAAGAAGUUUCUCAAAGGAGCCAUCAGAUGCUUUAAACAGGCUAUUGAACUUGAGGCAGGUAAUUCCGAGUUCUGGAAUUCCUUGGGCGUCGUGACAGCUUCACUCAGUCCGAAAGUUGCGCAGCACGCAUUUGUUCGCAGUCUUCAUCUGAACGACAGAAGUGCUCAGAACUGGACGAAUCUUGGUGCUUUCUAUCUGAUCAACAAUGAUUUGCAGCUUGCAAAUGAGGCAUUCACUCGAGGACAAUCUGCUGAUCCUGACUAUGCCCCAGCUUGGCUUGGCCAAGGUAUUGUAGCACUUCUUUAUGGCGAUCCAUCAGAAGCGCGAGCUUUGUUCAGACAUGGAUUUGAAAUUUCUGCAUCAUCUUCAACAUUGACAAAGAAACAAUAUACUCUCAGCCUAUUCGAUCGAUUGCUUGAAGAUGCUUCAAUAUCAAAUGAAUUAUCGCAACUGAUUCAACCUUACUUCGCGCUCCAACAGUUACACUUCCAGGAGCCCUCUGCUCUAUCAUUUGAGCAUCUUUCUGCCUUAUUCGCCGAGCGGAUUGGCGAGUAUGCGCAAGCCGAGUCUGCUCUCGGUGUUGUCUGCACUGGUGUAGAAGCGGAAUAUGAAGUGGCUGAGUCAUCGUCAUCUCUAGUUCGCUUUGCACUUGCAAAUGCAGAUAUCGCCCGUGUACAUCUUGCCAAUCACGAAUAUGAACAGGCUGUAGAGAAGGCAGAACUUGCGCUAACACUGUCGGGAGAUGAUAGUCUAGCUACCCCUGAUCCGGGCACGGUGUCAAGCCUUCGACUAUCAGCACAUCUCACUGCCGGCUUAGCCUAUUAUUACCUAAAAUCAAUGGAUCAGGCCAUUGAUAUGUUUCGUGAUGCGCUUCAUGAAGCGGAAAACGAUCCCGAGGUGGUAUGCCUUCUUGCACAAGUGCUAUGGGCAAAAGGUGGAGAGGAGGAGCGGAAUGUUGCUCGUGAUCAAUUAUUUGAGACUGUCGAAAAGAAUCCAGAACACAUCGGCGCUGUCACUUUCUUGGGCGCAGUUGCGCUUCUUGAUGGGGAUGAGGAUGCAAUUGAAGCGGUUCAUGCUGAUCUUGAAAAUAUGAGGACGAGAGACGAUAUCGAGAUCCACGACCGGGCACGAGUAGUCAAACUACUAUCGGCAAUCUCUGCUAUGGGUUUCAGCGCGGAUAGUGACAUACCAGAGGCAGAACGACUCGUGAUUGAAGCAUCUCGAGCUGUCAUGCUCGCUCCUGGAUUGCCUCAAGGCUGGAUGGAGCUUACAGCCGCUACAGGAGAACUGCACCCAGCGACAAUAGCUGUAAAGACUGCUCUUAGAAAUAUUCCUCCUCAGGGUGGGUUGGAUGCGGUCGAUUUGUGCGAAGCAUAUGCCCAAACAGGCACCAUUGGAGACUCAUUGCGGGGCAUCAUGGUGGCUCCUUGGAAAGCUGAUGGAUGGGAGAGCCUGAACGAGAGUUUGUCGGGUGCCGUGUGA
Messenger RNA from Talaromyces amestolkiae, 4263 nucleotides. RefSeq lists its product as uncharacterized. NCBI's taxonomy places the organism in Eukaryota, Fungi, Ascomycota, Eurotiomycetes, Eurotiales, Trichocomaceae. The coding region runs from base 1 to 4263 and encodes 1420 amino acids. The record is from RefSeq and is a predicted model, not a curated record. The transcript is spliced from 3 exons. Gene Ontology annotation, molecular function: protein binding. Gene Ontology annotation, cellular component: Ski complex.